Molecule: messenger RNA, 1301 nt
Organism: Quercus robur (English oak)
Lineage: Eukaryota; Viridiplantae; Streptophyta; Magnoliopsida; Fagales; Fagaceae
Product: serine acetyltransferase 5
Exons: 2
Coding region: 289-1122 (277 amino acids)
Cellular component (GO): cytoplasm; cytosol
Molecular function (GO): L-serine O-acetyltransferase activity
Source: RefSeq, a predicted model, not a curated record
AAAGUUGCGACUAUGCCCAAAAAAUUUGGCAUAUCCCAUGUUUACCGGUCCGGCACUGAGCUGCUUUUGGGCUGAAUUGUAAAUUAGAGGUUACAUUUGGCAUAUCCGACAGCCAGUGGCAAUGCCUGAACCCCUCAAAAGUCAAAUCCAAAAUUUCGACAUUCCUUUAAAUUAACCAGCCAUUCAUUUGAAGAUAAACCAAAAUUUCUCAUACACACACGAACACUACAGUCUUUAACAGUAUCAUCAAAUCAGAAUCAGAAUCAAAAAAAAAAAAAAAAAAACGAUAUGCCGGCGACGGAGGAGGAGGACGCGUGGGUGUGGAAUCACAUAAAGGCGGAGGCGAAGCGAGACGCGGAGGCGGAGCCAGCGCUGGCGAGCUACCUGUACUCGACGAUACUGUCGCACUCGUCGUUGGACAGAUCGCUGUCGUUUCACCUCGGCAACAAGCUCUGCUCCUCCACGCUCCUCUCCACUCUCCUCUACGACCUCUUCCUCAACGCCUUCUCCUCCGACUCCAACCUCCGCUCCGCCGCCAUCGCCGAUCUACGCGCCGCCCGCGAGCGUGACCCUGCCUGCGUCUCCUACUCCCACUGCCUCCUCAAUUAUAAGGGCUUCUUAUCCUGCCAGGCUCACAGAGUGGCUCACAAGCUGUGGGCUGAAGCACGGCGGCCACUAGCACUGGCACUUAGCUCCCGAAUAUCUGAUGUGUUUGCUGUUGAUAUACACCCGGCAGCAAAGAUAGGGAAAGGGAUUUUGUUUGAUCAUGCAACUGGCGUGGUGGUGGGUGAGACAGCAGUAAUUGGGAACAAUGUUUCGAUCUUGCAUCAUGUCACCCUUGGUGGGACUGGAAAGGUUGGAGGAGACAGACACCCCAAGAUUGGUGAUGGAGUGCUGAUUGGGGCAGGUGCAACCAUUUUGGGGAAUGUGAAGAUAGGGGAGGGGGCAAAAAUUGGGGCAGGGUCAGUGGUACUGAUUGACGUGCCACCAAGGACAACAGCAGUAGGGAACCCGGCGAGGCUGGUGGGAGGAAAGGAGCGGCCGUCAAAGCAUGAGGAUGUGCCUGGAGAGUCCAUGGAUCACACUUCUUUCAUCUCUGAGUGGUCAGACUACAUAAUUUGAGAGUUUGCUCCAGUUAAUGUCACAUGGAAGCUGUUAUGUAGUUCCAUAUUCAGUUUGUUUUCGUUUGAACCCCAAUACAUUUUGCUGGGUUUGAGACUGAGACUCUUGUGGAUGAGGCUGUCUUUGUGAACUUUGUCAUUUUUUUGGAUUGAAAUGCAGGCUUCUUAGGGUUAUUGUAA